This is a messenger RNA of Neoarthrinium moseri, 1194 nucleotides long. RefSeq lists its product as uncharacterized. NCBI's taxonomy places the organism in Eukaryota, Fungi, Ascomycota, Sordariomycetes, Amphisphaeriales, Apiosporaceae. Bases 1 to 1194 code for a protein of 397 amino acids. The record is from RefSeq and is a predicted model, not a curated record. The transcript has 6 exons.
AUGGCGGACACGGGCACGCUCAUUAGCAUCAUCGGCGAUUACAACAAUCUUGACGAACCAAAGCCGGCGUGGAACCACAGGGAGGCAAUCAUUGGCUUGACUAUCCCAUUCCUGGUCUGCUCUUGGGUAUGCGUAUCGUUUCGUCUGUAUACCAGAUUGAGGAUAAUUUAUGCCCCCGGAUGGGAUGACGUACUUCUUGUGUUCUUCUUGAUUACGGGGACUGGAAAUGCUAUAGGUUUAUGUUUCGCCGCCAAGUUUGGACUUGGCCAACAUAUCUUGUUAUUGCAGUACCAUGAUAUGGUGGACUUCCUCAAGUCCUUCUAUGUUGCCAACGCAUCUUACAACAUGUCGACAGCGCUCAUCAAGAUGUCGCUACUGUUCCAGUAUCUGAGAAUCUUCGACCGAGGGAAGACGCGAAUACUAUGCAUUGCUCUGCUCUGCUUUAUAGGUCUUUGGGGUCUGGCGUACUCGGCACUGGUAUGGUUCCCAUGCAGCCCAGUGUCUGGCUAUUGGGAUUGGUUGUCUGGUCCUCAAUGCUGGGCAUUUGCAUCACUCGACGGGCCUGAGUUCUACGCGACAUACGCCAGCCAUGCGGUCUUGAAUAUGGUUCUGGACUUCAUCGUACUAGCCACCCCAAUGCCGCUCUACUUCCGCGACACUACGUCGACCGCGACGAGGCGGAGAUUAUUAAUGCUCCUAGGUGCAGGUACACUUGUGAGCUGCAUUUCAAUCUGGCGCCUGGCGGUCAUCAUUCAACACAAAGCGGCAACUUAUCCAACCUUUGAUCCGACGUGGUAUGGGCCCGGCGUGGUCUUGUUGGGCAUGAUGGAAGUCAACGCAGCCAGUAUUUGCGCAUGCGUUCCGGUAUUCUGGCCUGUCUUGACUGCCAGCAUCGACCAAAUAUUCGUCACCCAGGAAAUAAAGAUUACGAGAGAACGUCGCUACUCCGGAGACGGAGACGAUGAGAUCGAAUUACACGACAGCACAACCACCCAUAGUCGCAGCGAAAGCGUGAUGAGCCAAAGCCAUGUACACCUUACGAAGAGUGGCAACAACACACACUACAUGGACGAUUAUGUCAUCGAUCAAGUCGAUCCUUUGCGGUCAAAAAACCGAGUCGAAGUGACAAUAGAGAACCUACCCAAAAAGAGCCUCUCGAGAAGGCCGUCGGAAAGAAGUAUGUUUAGAAACUAG